This is a messenger RNA of Magallana angulata, 2876 nucleotides long. RefSeq lists its product as uncharacterized. Gene Ontology annotation, biological process: positive regulation of DNA-templated transcription. The record is from RefSeq and is a predicted model, not a curated record. The coding region runs from base 76 to 2472 and encodes 798 amino acids. Gene Ontology annotation, cellular component: nucleoplasm; chromatin. Gene Ontology annotation, molecular function: zinc ion binding; ubiquitin-protein transferase activity. The transcript has a single exon. NCBI's taxonomy places the organism in Eukaryota, Metazoa, Mollusca, Bivalvia, Ostreida, Ostreidae.
AGAUACUUUUCUUGAAGAAUUAACAAGACUGAAUUGUUCCUGGUAUAGCAGGCACAGCUUCAAUGGGCAUGAAACAUGUCGGAUGUGGUGAAGGCACGAGGAAAAGUAGACGCACCUGCUGAAAGUUUCCCGGAUGAAGAGGAGCAGCAAGAUCUCUAUGGUGGUAGUGAAAAUAAAUAUGAAGAACAUGAGUCUUACCCAUCCAAUGAAAGCAAAAAGUUGGGAAAUGGAAAAAUUUUCAACGCUAGCAUAAAAACGUUGAAAACCGGCGAAAAGGUUGGUUCUGAAUUGUCUAUGAUGGUAAGCGAAAACUUGCAUGGAAAUGAAAAUAGUGAAACGAAUGACAACGAAGUCAAGAAAACUGACCGUGUACGCCAAGAGAAAGAUACUAUGAAAAUGAAAUUCGCCGCCGAAAGAAGCAAUCAGGCUAAAGAGGAAACCGGUAAGCAUGAAAAUAACCAUUUGUCGCCUUCAAUGAAGUAUCGCCAGUAUUUGCCAGAAAGCGGGGAGGACGUGUAUAGAUACGAAGGGGAUUUAACUGUCUGUCCAAUCUGUAAGCACCAGUUGUUUAUGCCAAAACAUCUGCCUUGCUUGCAUACAUUUUGCGAAAGUUGCAUUGGAGAUUAUUUCCAGAAACUUAAGGGAAAAUUCAACUCCUUUCGAAUCCGGUGUCCCGUGUGCAAAGAAUAUCAACCUGGCAAAAGAGCUACCGUUUCUGCCAAUACUGUCGCCCACUUACUGCCAACCAAUCACUUUCUUCUAAAUAAAAUCGCCAGGAAAAAUAUGAAAACUUGCAUUCCUUGCUCGCGAGCAGGAAAAAUAUCGCCAUCCGAAUCUUGGUGCCUUUACUGCCGAGAGUCUCUGUGUAGUGAGCACGUGUCAUACCACAACAAUCUGACUUCUCCCGACAUUCACCGCGUCCUAAAAAUUAAGGAAGUAGCUAAUGACGUCGAUAUCGCGUACAUGCCGGCGUUCUGCGAGGUCCAUGCUUUCAAGAAACUGAAGUUCUACUGCGAUGACCACGGUGUGGCGGCUUGCGAUAUCUGCCGGAAGUUGUAUCAUCGCGAGUGUCCCGGAUUAGUUACGUCUGAAUCCGAAGCAGACGAUAUCCGACACGGCGACUUCGUGCAAGAGAUGGCGGAGAAAUUGCAGAAUUUGGAAAAGACGGCGGUGGAUAUGCUCGACAAACUAAGCGAAAACCUCUCCGAUCUGUCGAAGUAUCGCAAGGAUGACGAACGCUCAAUUUCAGAUAUGAGGCAAAAUUUAACCAACCACCUGAACUCGCUAGAAAACAAACUAUUCAAUGAACUAUCUUUGAAACAAAAGGAAAAGGAGUUUGAAAUUCAAACAGAAAUCGGAAUAUUUGAGAAGAAACGAGAAACGCUUUUGUUUUACAAACGUCUUCUAGAGCUCUUGCUGAGCGAGGGACUAAGUGUGCAGUUAUUCGUUGAACUACCCAGCAUAAGCCUGCAAUCUAACAUUCUGGCGGAGAAAAUGCAUCACAGGGCUGCAAUCAUGCAGAACAGCUCAAUUCACGUGGGAUUCAAUGACGUUAUUGUAAAGUUAGAUUCAAUGGGGAGUAUAGUAGAAAUGCAUUCUAGAAUUAAGCCGGAGAUCCCUUUCGCUCGGAGUUCUGGUAGUUGGAGGAAACUCGAACUCCAGUCUCCCCAAACAACAUUCAGAUCGGAAGUCUUGCAUCGGAAACUAAAGCAUGGAUUUCUCGUCAUACGCUUUCAGAGCAGUACCAUCACUGGUGCCACGACGAUAGAAGGCCGCCUCGUUCUGGCGGAUUACAUCGGCCGUGAGAUCCGCGCCUACUAUGACAAUGGAAACCAUGACGACUCCCUGAAUAUACAGGACUUACAGGGAAAUCCCUGGGACUUGGUGGAAGUUCCCACGGAAAGUGUCGGUUACACGCUCAUAAUUUCAUUUCCGAAGCAACGAAAAUUACUUCUACUCCAAUUGGACGAUGCCGUUGUCGUUCAAAAGUUUCACUUUACCAAACAAGAAUGCUACGGAGUCACUAAUAUUGGAAAAUACGUUCUUGUUGCCUGCUUGAAACAUCUGGAACUUUGGAAAGUGGAUGACGACCUAACGAUGAAGAGGAAAUCAGUUCUACCAGUGAAAGGCCUUAGAGUCGAAAACAUACACCCAACUGAACCAAAUCGUAUUCUGUACACCGACUCAACAGAUGACGGCUCGUUUUAUUGCAUCACAAAGGAAGGGGCAGUUGUGUUCCAGUAUGAUCACCCAGAGUUGUCUUUCCCUCGCGGCAUUGCCACCGACAGGGAAGGUAAUAUCUAUGUUGCGGGGUACAAGUCUAACAACAUCCAUGAACUGUCCCCCGAGGGUGAGCUACAGAGGCUGAUAGUGCCUCAGAUACACCUGUUCCACCGCCCACGGGUGCUUAUUGAGAACGGUGGAUCCAUUUAUGUUAUAUAUGGCAAACACAAAGUUUUGGAAUUGUCAUAGAUAACAGUUUAUCAGAAUGAUCAAAUUUUUAUUCAUAACUUCAUAACAUGAUUUUUCAAAUUAAUUAUUUUGUACAGAAUCAAUAUUCUGUUUUGAAUUAAAUUCUUCAAUGCAAAUAAAUAAAUGUGUACUCGAUCUCCAAUUAUUUCUUAAUAACAACAACAAAUUCUUGCACCAAGAUCAAUACAAAUACAGACAACAUUUAGCCCAAUUUUGAAAACAAUGAAAAAUUUAAAUUGCACACACAAAGAGAUGUUGAGUUAUAAACUUGUGAACAUUAAUUCUUUAAUUUUUGAUUCCUUAUUGCUUUUCUCUUCUGUCACAAUUUUCUUUCUUUUGUCUCUCUCUCUAUCACCAUUUUCCUCCUUUGCCCCCCUUCUUUUUCCGUUUCUGGGCCUGGGCGG